AUGAAACGCUCUUCUUCUUCUUCUUCUUCUUCUUCUUCUUCUUUGCGCGCGGUGUGCAGAAACUACUUUCUCUCACACGCAUCGGGGUCCGCGUCAUCUUCUACCACCGCUUCUGCGAGUCAUUAUAGCACCAGAAGCGCUCAAAAUUACUUCUCUCCACCUUCUUCUUCGAACGCUGCGACGAAAAAAAAGGCAGAAGACGUGUCCUUUCCAUUCAGAGAAGAAGAAGAAAGACGACGACGUCGAUUUUCUUCCUCUUCUUUUGUCGCGAAAGCAGAAAAAGCGGACGCUUCUUCAGAACCAAAAACGACGAUUUUGUACACCACGACGCACGAAAAACUCACGAUUCAGCGACCAUCGUCGUCUUUGAACGAUGACGAUGACGAUGAUGAGAGUAGUGCGAAUAAAAAUGUGUCCGUCGCCGUUGCCAUCAGCGACUUUGGAUUCGAUAAAAUAGGAGACGUUUUGCAGAUUGAGAAGAAGGUGCUCAAAAACUCACAAACAAAAAAUGAGUUCAUCGAAAACGAAACGUCGUUGGCGACUUUGAAAUGGUCCGGGUUUCACAGAACCGCCGCGGAUGAGUUAUACCACAGUUUAUGGUCCAACGUCAACGGGACGAGACAUUUGAAAUUACCGUUUCCAGUGACGAAUGUUCGAUUUAACGACGAGAUGGUCCGAGAGGCGUACAAACUGUGCGUGCCGAGCGCGAGUAUUUUAGAGUGCGAAGCGAUCGGAGAAGAAGUGGAGAAGUGUUCGGAUUUAAUGAACGAAAGUGAAUACGAGAAGUUUAUCGACCGAGAGUUGGAGGAGGAAGAAAACGCGUCGUAUAAGAGUUAUCCGUAA
This is a messenger RNA of Bathycoccus prasinos, 843 nucleotides long. RefSeq lists its product with no specific name. NCBI's taxonomy places the organism in Eukaryota, Viridiplantae, Chlorophyta, Mamiellophyceae, Mamiellales, Bathycoccaceae. The transcript has a single exon. Bases 1 to 843 code for a protein of 280 amino acids. The record is from RefSeq and is a predicted model, not a curated record.